Messenger RNA from Acyrthosiphon pisum (pea aphid), 4666 nucleotides. RefSeq names its product histone acetyltransferase KAT6B. Gene Ontology annotation, biological process: regulation of transcription by RNA polymerase II; nucleosome assembly. Gene Ontology annotation, molecular function: chromatin binding; histone H3 acetyltransferase activity; DNA binding. Bases 968 to 4594 code for a protein of 1208 amino acids. Lineage: Eukaryota; Metazoa; Arthropoda; Insecta; Hemiptera; Aphididae. The record is from RefSeq and is a predicted model, not a curated record. The transcript is spliced from 13 exons. Gene Ontology annotation, cellular component: nucleus; nucleosome; MOZ/MORF histone acetyltransferase complex.
UCACUUCGUAGUUCGUAUCAUCAUAGAACAAUAUAACGCGACAACGCCAGGGCCGGCCGGUCGCGAUAACGUUGGUCAACCUGACGCGUUCGGCGCGUAACCACUAUAACCGUGUCCGGAAUAGUCGACGACCACAACGGCCAUCUUCGGCGAAACGCGGCUGCGCGCCACUAUAUAGCGUCAUACACUACACUCGUAUCCGCCGCCGCCGCCAGCGUUCGAACAGAGACGGCGAAAGACCCCGUACGGCCGUACUGCGCGUACCCCGUUGAGCCGCCGCGUCAGUAACAGCGAGCGAGCGUGCGCAUAUCCUCUCUCGCGUGUCCAGGUGUCCUACAAACAACAAACGAGUAUUACGGUCUGGAAACUGAGCAUUCCUAACGAUGAAAUGAUAUUAUUAUUAUUUUACAAACUACAACGUGUGCGGUGAAUACGAAAACGCAGCUAAACCUACAAUAAGUCUUCGUUUCGAUAUUCCAUUGUCCGGCCUAUGUCGAUCGCGCGCGAAAAAUCGUUGGGGCUGCAUCGCGUAACGGUAUUUGGGCGCUCGCGUAGUUAAGUAUACCUUUGCGUCUUUUUCAGUCGGUUGAUAGUGCGUCGCACGCCGCCGCCGUCGCCGUUUGUCCGCGGUGGACGUCGACGACGACGACGAAGGAAGCCGCGACGAUUGUGAACGGACUUUCCGGUUCGUCGCCGCCGCCGAACGUGUGUGUUCGAACUACCAACGAGUGUUGGCGCGUGCGUGCGAGUUGAGCGACAAUAAUAAUAAUAGUAAUAUCAUUUAAUAUUAUGUGCAAUAAAGCCGCUGCAACUACAACUACGCGGACGGUCGGCGGUGUUGUUGCAGACCAGACCGAUUAUCGUUAUUGCGCAGUUGCGGUGCCGGUCGUCGAAUAACAAGGAGAUAGUUUCGUCGGACGCUUUCGUAAUGGACAUUUGCCCGUCGUCGAAACGUUUUGCUUGAAAAAUGAAGGAAAAGGAGAACACCAGUGUAAGUUUCUCCCAAUGGCAGACAUGGGUUUUGGACGCAGUUAAUAAAAUUCGUGGCCAAAAGCAGCGGCCAUCCUUAGAACGUAUUGUAAAUGCAAUUCGUCAGCAUCACCGUUACCCUGUAGGAGACAUUGAAACACAAGUUGAACGAUGUGUGGAAAGUGGUGCUGUGUUGAAAGUUUUCAACAAAGGCCAAAAUACUUAUAUGAACCCUGGUGGCACUGCUAAUCGUAAACUGGUUAUUAAUGCUGAUACUGAUUUAACUAAGAUUGUGGUGAAAGUAGUUGGCCAAUUAGAUGAGGAGGGUUCAUCUUAUAAAAACAUUGAUCGUUACAUUCAACAUGCCUAUUCUAUAGAACUCAAAAAUGAAGGAUGUGACUUGACUUCAUUACUUAAGUCAACAUUGACCAAAGCAGUUGAUAAGGGUUUAUUGGUGUUGGAUGGAAAAUUAUAUAGGUUACCUGUUAGUCCAGAUUCCACAACAUCAUUGAUUGGAACACCAGUCUUAAAAUAUAGUUCUGGAAGAAAAGCACGAUUGCUUAAAGUAGAUUCAAAUGAAAUUGAAACUACCCCCCGUAGAGCGGGGAGAAAAAGAAAAAAGAUAUCAGUUUGUGAUACUAGUUCACUGACAGACAAUGAAGCCAGUGAUAAAGAGUUAAAUAAAGCUUCCAGGAAUAUCUGUGCUGAUUGUUUAGGUACAUCGGCAAGAAACCAAUGCGGUGAAGCGGAAUCGUUAAAACAAUGCAGAGGUGGUUGCGGUGUUUCAUUGCAUCCUUCUUGUUUAGCUAUUAAAUGUAGUGGUCCUUUGACUACUCUCUUAGCUCGUGGUUCUCGGUGGUUUUGUCAGGACUGUAGAACAUGCUCAGCAAUACCAUCGUGUUCAGUGACUGAACAUAUGUUUUUAUUAAACUGUGAUACAUGCGAUCGAGGUUAUCAUAUGCAAUGUCUACAACCUCCGGUUGUGGAUAAACCAAAAUCGGCAUGGCGAUGUUCAUUUUGCUUAGAUCAUCACGAUACCACCAUUUCUAUGGAGGUAGAACCAUUUGAAGAGCGUAGGGGUAGGAAAAAGUCAAGUCUUAAAAACCAAAGGUCUAGUCGUGGUCGAAGUCAACACUUAAAGAUGCAAGAUCUCAAGCUCGGAACACCAUCCACUUCAAGUUCAAUGAAUCAACGUGAUGUCACGGAAGACGGUAAUGUCUCCUCUCCUGACUCCUCGGCUCCCCCCUCUCCCGUUCCGAUUAGUGGCAGUGUGCGGCGGGACACUGCUAUCUCCAAGGAGAAAGCAAAAUUCUUUAGGCAAAGUGCUGCGUUUAAUGCGCGAGGUGUGAACGGGAGAGGAUCUGGUGUGCCGAAAGUCAAUGCCCCCUUAAACAAGCGCCUUAGCUCUAGCAGCAGUGACAGCUCUAGCAGCUCGAGUUCAAGCUCGAGCAGCCGGAGUCGCAGCAGCAGCUCAAGUAGCACGACCAGUAGCUCUAGUGAUAGUAGUAACAGCUCUAGCAGCAGUAGUAGCAGCAGUGCGCAUGCUUGUUCUCUUUCUGUGCGUCCAAGUCGGCCCAUAUUUCCUCUCCCAAAAUGUCUCGCCGCAAGGAAUGCCGAUUUUAACAAAAGUCCUUCAAAUGUGUCCUCUAAAAGUUGUAAUUCAACAUCUGAGUCUGUUCAAUCCUCUAAAAAGAAUGAACAUCAUUUAAAAAUAAGUGAUAAGUUGAAUGAUCUUAGUGACAUAAAAAAAAUUGAUAAAAUAAAUGAUGAUCAAUCUAAAGUAACCCCUAAAGUAUUAUUAAGAGCACCAAAACUAAUUGCUAAAGUGAAUUGUUCACAGCCUAAAAUUUUUCCACUUUCACAUUCCAAAUCAGAUAGUUCAGAUUCACCUAUUUCUCUGUUCAAACAAUUAUUGAUAGAGAAUUCAGAUAAACCAUGGGGGUUUGCGGCUUUGGCUGCCAAAGCUCCCAUUGAACCUAUAAAACCCGAAGUCUGUAAUAGUAAAAAAGAUAAACCUAUUGCUGGGUUUAUUCAACUGAAAGGUUUAUUUGAUGGCUUAAGUCAUUUCUAUUCAACACCAUUACAAUCUCGUACUCGACCUCGAAAUGAAAAAGAUCCAAAAUUAUCCAACAAAUCUGACCCAAAAGUCACCUCUGCUGAUAAAAAGCUUAAAAUACCAGACAAACAACAAUCUCCUAGUUUUUUGGUUAAGUCAGCUGUAUCAUCUAAACUGAUGGAAACCAGAGAAGUAGCAGGAAUAGAGGGUGAUAAAAUGCUUAAUAAUGAUAAAUCCUUAGACAUUUCUCCUUCCGCCUUCCGUGACCAUCUGUCCGUGCCGACGAUACGUCCAGUCACCCGUUCCGUAUUGGAAAAUAUGAGCCGCCUUGUUGCAUCAGACUUACCAUCUGGCGUUUUACAUGAAGAUGUCGAGAUCUAUAAGGAGACAAGAACACGAGCAAUGAAUAGUACAAUUCAAGCUCCAGAGUUCAUUAGUUCUAAUCAUCCAGUAAGAUGUCCUGCUGCAAUUCAAUUUGGUAAAUAUGAAGUGGAGACAUGGUUUUCAUCUCCUUUUCCACAAGAGUAUGCUAGACUUCCAAAAUUGUUCCUUUGUGAGUUUUGUUUGAAAUACACUAAGAGUAAAUCGGUUUUGGAAAGACAUAUGCACAACUGUAACUGGAGACACCCCCCAGCUACUGAAAUAUAUCGGCGUGGAAAUCUGAGUGUUUUUGAAGUUGAUGGGAACGCCAAUAAAAUUUAUUGCCAAACAUUAUGUCUAUUAGCAAAAUUAUUUUUGGAUCAUAAAACUUUGUACUAUGAUGUUGAGCCUUUCUUAUUUUAUGUUCUGACAAAAAAUGACAGUUUUGGCUGUCAUUUGGUUGGUUACUUUUCAAAAGAAAAACAUUGUCAGCAAAAGUAUAAUGUAUCUUGUAUCUUAACUAUGCCUCAGUAUCAAAGACAAGGGUUUGGACGAUUCCUUAUUGAAUUUAGUUAUCUUCUAUCAAAAAUUGAAGGGCAACCAGGAACACCAGAGAAACCUCUUUCCGAUUUGGGUCAAGUAUCAUAUCAUGCAUAUUGGAAAGCUGUUAUAUUAGAAUAUUUAGACAAACACAGAGACAGUAACUCUAUCUGUAUUAAUGAUAUUAGCAGUAAAACUGGUUUAAUGAGACAUGAUAUUACAUACACUUUACAAUCUCUCAACAUGGUCGUUGAAAUCUGUGAAAAAUUGACUAUUUGUAUCGACUGGAACGUCGUAGAUGCUCAUUUAAACAGGAAAAAUUCAUCUAAACAAAUUCCUAUUGAACCAGAAUGUUUAAGAUGGACUCCUCUAAUGCCAGCAUCCAAUUUAUUAGUUUCGCCAGAUGACAAAGAUAACCAAGAUUUUGAAGAACCUCUUCCAAUAAAAAUUGAAAUUAUCAAAAGUCCAAUUAAAAAGAAGCGCAUUACAAGAAGAUUGCCAAUGAUAAAGAGACGUAGGAAAAUGGAUAAGAAUAAGCGUAGGUGUUUAUAUGGUGCAGAAAAGAAACCUAAUUCUAUUCAAUCUAUUGAAACCACAGUAAAUCUAGUUGAAGAAGAGCCAACUGUGAAAAAACAUAAAAACGGACGAAUAAUCAACAUAAAAAGUUGAAGAAAAAAUCAAUGAAGACCAUUCAACUGAUGAAAAGUCUGAGGCAAAAUGUAAAUAUGCUGACAAAUCUAC